Molecule: messenger RNA, 5376 nt
Organism: Peromyscus leucopus (white-footed mouse)
Lineage: Eukaryota; Metazoa; Chordata; Mammalia; Rodentia; Cricetidae
Product: double homeobox protein B-like
Exons: 5
Coding region: 3727-4833 (368 amino acids)
Molecular function (GO): DNA binding
Source: RefSeq, a predicted model, not a curated record
GUUACAUUAGGCGGCAGACCAGAGGCAACUCCAGAGGCCGAGGAAUCCGCCAGCCAGGACUUGGAUCUCUCUGUGUCUUUGCUGGGAUCCACCGGCAGUGGGGCCUGCUCUCAGCUCUCAGGGAGGGGCGCCCCCCGCUGAGCUCCCGCCCCUAAAACUUCCCAGCCCGCCCAUGUCCGACCCUCGGUCUUUGCCUCUGCGCCUGGUAACGGUCAGCUUCUCUGGCUCUGUGGUGGAGUGGCCCUAGGCUCGCUGAGUUGUGAUUGUUCCUUGUUUUCGGAGUCCCAGAGUAGCCUAGUCUCAAACAAUAGGUCCUUUCUCCACCAGGCAUCUGGUAGAGCACUGCACUCCUGAACACCGGGUUGGGUAGGGGUGUGGAUGCAGGGACUGGAUGCAGGAUUGCUUCUCCGCAGCUAGCGGGGGGCCCCACCGGAGGAGGCAUUGUCUCCCCUCCCCCAACUGGAUUAAGGCUUGUGAGAACUGUGGGUUUAUCCUGCAGCUGGGACUGCCAGUCUUUUGUCACCAGAGCUGACAGGCUUACGCGUGGCUGGGGCUCCUGCUCUUCUUUCCCCCUGCGGGGAUUGGGACGGCAGAUUGCUUCCGUCUGUCCUUGCCAGAGUCUUUCUGUUUUCUCAUCCCUUUUCAUCUGUCCUGUUACUUCUUUCUGGUGCGCUUCCUUUCUUUCUGUCCGGGGAAUACGGUCUGUCCUUUGUUACCCUGACCCUUCUAUCCCGGAGUUGCAUGGAGGAAGCGUCCAGUCCGCCAUCUUACCACAGAAAGCAAAACAUUUUUCUCUUCUGAUACAGUGGGGAAGGGGGUUUGUGGAGAGGGGGGAGCAGGAGACUACGAAGAGGACGAGGUAGUAUCAGUGGGAAACCAAGUUGCUGCUGGAGAGAUGUUUUCCACAUCCUUCAGUUUGAGAUGCGAUUCCCCUAAUUAGGUAAUUUCUGCUGCCUGACUAGAACACCUCGGCUAGAUCCCCAUCUCUCCUUCAUUUACAAAUGCGUAGGGGGAUCAGGGGCUACUGGGUUUUCCCUUACUUUACCAUAUGUGUAGGAUCCUGUGGGUCUAGAUAGUCUUUUUUUCCCCCCACACACAUUUUUUCAUUAGUUUAGUCACGUGGCUUUUUUGGAUCUAACACUGGUAUCAUACAGAGAUAUCUGUAGCACACUCCAUAAAGGUUAAUUAAUGCAACUGAUUUCAUUUAGCUACAGGGGCUCCCAAUUUAUUGUCUGUUUUUUUCUUUGUUAUCAUAAAUACUUUUUUUAAGUGAAAACAACAAUGUAUUUUAUGCCAAGCCACAAGAAUAUAUCUUGUCAACAAAACACAUUUUUAACAAUAUGUGCAUAUUGAAAUGUGACUUUUGGCUGCAGUCAAUAGAAAAUUGGCAAUAUUAAAUGUUCAGCAAACAAUUUUGAAAAAUUAACGUCUGACUAUAAUGUAAAACAAACUAGAAAACUUGGUGGGAUACCUAGAUUUUAUAGGAUCGGUGGAGAUGUGUGUGAUGGUUAAAGUGAUCAUCGCCUCUACAGGGUCUGGGCUCACUUAGAGGUCAGUCUCCUGCCACACCUGUGAGUUAUCUUGAUUAGGUUAAUUGGGGGUGGGAAGACCCACUUUCAAAACAGGCCACUCCAUUCCUGGGACUCGGGCUUGGGUCCUGGACUGCACUGAAAAGGAGCAAGCUAGCUGAACAGCAACAUCCUUGGCUGUCUUCUUCCUGACUUCGGAAACUAUGUGACCAGCUGCUUCAGGCUCCUGCUGCCUUGACUGCCCUGCAUGGUGGACUGACUGUGCCCUGGAACUGUGAGCCUGAAUGUACCCUUCCUUUCUUAAACUGCUUUUUCAUCGGGGUAUUUUAUCGCAGCUGGAAAAGUAACUAAGACAGUUUGUUUCUCAGAUGCCCUGAGCCGAUCAGCCUUUCUAAAGCAUGAACUGUCUUUUUCUUUAGUGGCAGGGACAGCUGAAAUGAUUUCUCAUUAGCAGUUUUAAUUCCACUAUUACUUUCCACAGAGACAUAACAGCUAUACCAACUUGGCAUGUCUAUGCCUCGUCUAAGCUAUUCUUAGGUGCAAAUAAAAGACAGCAGCAAGGUCAUAUUUAUUUCUAACUUUCUAUAACUCUCCCUGAACACAUUUACUCAGAAGGACAAGGUUCUUGGGUGAGGUUUAUUCUCUUCUUACCAUACAUUGAAUGUGGGUAUAUAAAGUUGUUAUUUAUUCAUUUACUCAUUCAUUUAUUUAGGUAUGUAUAAGGCAGGCACAUUCAUGCCAUGGUAUAGGUGGAGGUCAGAGGACAUCUUGUGGGAGUUAGCUCUCUCCUCCUACCAUAUGGAGUCUAGGAAUUGAACUCAGAUCCUCAGGGCUUGGCAACAAGCACCCCCUCCCUACCCUCACUGACCUCUGAAGUUAAUCGUUAUUAAUGUAUCUUGUACUAGAUGAUGAUGGGAUAAAAGAAGGAAAUGAAAGUAUUUUGCAAGUGUGUAUACAUGCAUGCUCAUAAGGCUUGUGUAUAUAAUGCACAUGCAUCCACCUGUGUAGUAGCAGGGCCAGCCAGGGAAGAAGAGGGGAGCAGGCUGGCCCUCUCAUGCCAGGGCUGCACCGCCAGCCAGCUCUCCAUUGUUGACGUCUUCCAGGCGAGUGCCAGCUUUUCUAUUUUCUCUUCUUCCUCCUGACUGAGUCAGCCCCACCCAUACUGGAUAGUCUGCCUUACAUGGAGUCAUCUAGUUUUACUCUUUAAUCACAUGUGCCAAGUACAUUCGCUGCACACCUGCACUAAGGUUGAGUCGGUAUACUAGAGAGCUGAGGCUGGCCAAUUGAAUGUACAGACAGAUCAGCCAGGACAGGAUAAAGAAGUUAAAUGUGUUUCCGCAGAAGAUGAGAAAAUUUUGAAAAAUACGAAACAAGGGGAGACUCCUAAUAUAUUAAAGAAUAUGGUCACGUCAAGGUAAUUAUGAAAUAAAACAACCGGAAGUGAAUAGUAGGAGCUAGCUGAGGCUGUAGCUUGGGGCAUUUACCUAGCUGUUUGAGACUGGGUUCCAUCCUGAGCACAGCAAAAGAUGAAGAAGAUGAAAUAAUAUACAGAUAUAAUCUAGAGAGCUCAGAAAUAAAACCAUACAUGGAAAGGCAUUAGGAUAGAUGCAGAAUUACCCAGCAGAGUCUGUACUUUUUCUCCAAAUUCAACUUGUUUGUGUAAGUAAUUACUUCAAAGUCCUCCUAUGUGGCUCUGUUAGUCCAAGUUACAUUGCUCUAACAAGUGGCCCAGAGAGACAGGCUGAGGAAGGGAGAAUUCAUUUCUUGCUCACUGGUUCAGAGGUCUAUCUGUGGUCACUGGGGUCCACUGCUGUAGAUCUGAUCAGGCAGCAUAUCAAGACAGUGAGUCUCAGGCUGUUUAUCCUGGAGAUCUGGUAGCAGAGAGAGAGGGUGACAGGAAUGCAGCAGGGCCACGCCUCUCCUUUGAAGUCACACAGUCUUAGCCGCCCUCCAAAGGAGUCUCUGCCUUCACAGUUCAUCACCUGUUAAGAGUCUUCUGAGUGUCAGUCCACCCAAGGGUUAAACCUGUGAUUAGCUCAGCUCGUGAUCUAAUCUCCUCUGGAAGCACCCCAGACACACCCAGAGGCGGUUCCACUAAUCUCCUGGCAACCUCUUAAUCCAAUCAAGUUGACAAUCAAGAUUUGCCACAGUGCUGUUGCAUAUUUAAUGAGGGAUUAAAGCAACAGGUAUUUAAGGGAUGGGUGGGCCACUGUGGGCUGUGAUUAAACCCUGUGUCUUUGUGAGCAGCGCAGUUGGGUCACUUGCCUCGUGGGAUCCUGGUGACACCAGUAUGGAUCUAAGCUGCCCUUUUGGCCUCCUGGGAAAAGAAGUCCGGAGAAGGAGAAUAGUUCUGAACCAGAAGCAAAAGGACACUCUUCGUGCAUGGUUUCAAAAGAAUCCCAAUCCGGAUUUAGCUACCAGGGGACUUUUGGCUAAGGAACUGGGCAUCUCAGAGUCUCAAAUUAUGACUUGGUUUCAGAAGCACAGAAAAAUACAGAAACAAGUGGAGUUUGAAUAUUGCUUUGAAGACAGCCAAGCCCAGGGACGGGAUAAACCUAAAGUUAAAGAACCUGGGAGGAGCCGGACACAGUUUACAAAGGCGCAGGUUGAUACUCUAAUUGCAGCUUUCAAGAUUAACCGAUUCCCUGGGAUUGUUACCAGGGAGAAGCUGGCUCAAGAAACAGGCAUCCCCGAAUCCAGAAUUCAUAUAUGGUUUCAGAAUCGGAGAGCUCGGCACCCAGACACCCAACAGGGUACUCAGGCAACUGCUCAGCUGCCUCAGAACAGCCAGUGCCCUGCCCUGAAGACUACUGGUCAACCUCCUCCUUCUACAACUCUCCCCAGCAGCUUGUCAGUCACACCAGCCUUUUCUCCACCUGACCCACAAUCUAGUCCUUUGGAUCUCUCUAGGGGCAGUCAGAAGCAGUUAUCAAGGACCACAGUACCGCAGCCAUCCCAGGUUGGACAGGGAAGGGGUGAUCGUCCAAGUUCCUCCGUGUUUAAUGGCCACUUAUCACCGGUCAUAGCUCCAGCACUGGAGGCCUUCCAUCCUCCGGCUCCUUUAUGGCUCCCCAUCCAAGAAAGAUGUCAGGAUUCCAGUGUGGACAGUGGUUUGGCUGUACAACCCUUAGACGGUUCUACUCAGGCCCCGGCUGUCAAUCAACUGGCCCGGAAAGACUUUGCCUUUCUGCAGCACUGGGAUGAGUGGUUCCAACUGAUGCUUGCUGAGUGGGUACCUGACAGAGAAUACUGGUCCCCUGGCAACCCUGAGCUGCAGCAUCCAUGGCAGAUGCAGCCUCUGUAGCCUGCCGGCCUACCUCAUCAAGCGGACGAAAUUCCACAGCAAUAGGGUUAAGCCUCAAGCCGUUUCUGUUAAUUCCCACUGAACAUGGCUUCAUCUCUUCACAUCCAGGCCCACCUGUGGAUGACUGUGCAUGGCUUGGAGAGCUUCUCAGAAGAUUUUCAGGUUCUCUUUUAUGGAGGGAGAAGUUUUAUCAGUGACGCAGAUUCAGGAGACCAUCAAGAUCCUAAUCCGGGACACCUGGCCUUGGGUUUGAAAUCAGGGGAUAUAGUGAAGAAUAAAUAUAACCGAAUCAUGGAACUAGUUCAAUUCAGUGAACAGCAUAAACCACCUGGGCACAGAAAGGAGCAGCGAUUUUUACUUUUAAUUUAUUUUUGAGAUCUGGUCUUACUUUUAUUCAGCCUGGUUUUGAGCUCCCAUGCCGCCUUUUCCUGAAUAGCUGGCACUACAGGUAUAUGCCUCCAUGUCUGGCUUGGUUUUGAUUUUAAUUAUGGUUUUAAAAAAAAAUUGUUGAACGUUGGUGACACACCCCUUUAAUCCCAGCAC